ACUUUUUUUUUUUUCUUUUCCGAUACAACGAUUCAACGACAAGGAUAGUUGGUGGAUUUCGUGGAAGGAUUUAGAGAGGAGUUUUUUUCUAAAAACGCGAGUGUCUUUUCGAUUUGACCAGUGAUGAAUCGGAAGGGACGAAGCUGGGGGACGAAGAGGAUGGUCAGGUGUGCGGGUGAACGUUGAGCGCACGGGGAUCGGGACGGAAUUCGGAAGUGAAUUUGGGGAAGUGAAUAGAGGAGGAAAAGGGAACGAAAGUGGCCGAGAGUGAAUAAGUAAGAAGGUACGAGAGAGAUCUUGGAAGGGUGAAAUUUAAAAAAAAAAAAAAAAAGGGAGAGAGAAGGAGAGGGGUUAAAAAAAAGAGUAAGAUAAGAUAAGGAAAAAAAAAAAUAAAAAAGAGAAAGGGUGAGAGAAAGGGGACAUUGAAACGAGUGCGAGAGAACCACGAGGACAUUAACAUGUACUGACGCCACUAACACCUCCUCGAGACUUUCAAAAUGGCGGACAAGAAUAAGAUUCUGCCCUGGUCGAUGCUAUCCUAUCAGACCAGUCUCUUGAAUCACGUCUGGUACACCCAGCUCGCUUACAGUAAUAGAAUUUUGGAGAGCUUCAAGAUGCCCAGAAGCACAAGUUUUCACAUCCAUGACAUUCUGCAGCUCGAUUCGAAGCCAUCCCAGGAGGAAACGGAGGUGCAAGGUAGUACCACGGUGCUACCGACCACGAACGAUGUUCCGUCGGCAUACCAACAGUUCUUCGAGCACACGACGGCCAUGUUGCAGCCCGCGAUAUACGCGAAUCUGAACAGAGGCACGUUACCACCUCCACCGCCAGCUUUAUUGGGAUGGCCAACCGGUCCAACGUUACCCACCACGUUGCCUCAGCCUUUGGAAGAGGUGAACGUGUUGCAGCAACCAGACUCGACCAGCCCGACCAUCUCGGAUCUAUUUCCACCGAAACAGGAGGCCAGCCACGAGUGCAAGGAGGAAGAGUCGGCUGACUUCGAGGACGAGCAGCAGGCGAACGACCAACCCCACGAGACCGAGCACAAAAAGCGGAAGAGGCGGGUGCUGUUCUCCAAGGCGCAGACGUUCGAGCUCGAGAGACGUUUCCGCCAGCAGAAAUACCUGAGCGCCCCGGAGAGGGAGCACUUGGCCUCGAUUAUUCGGCUGACCCCCACCCAGGUGAAGAUCUGGUUCCAGAACCACAGGUACAAGACGAAAAGGGCGGCCACGGAGGCGAGCGGGAGCGGAUGUUCGCCGAGAAGGGUCGCUGUACCGUUGCUGAUCAAGGACGGGAAGCCCUGCCAGUCGAAGCUGAUGGAGCCUGCCGCGUAUCCGACCACGGGCCAGGUUCCUAUGCCGCCGUACAUGCAGAAACCGUAUUGGUGGUAAGAUGGACUGCUCGUCAUGGAAUGCGAGAAUCACUCGUCGGUGUUUGUCGAUGGCUGGGAUAAUUCUAGGGAGGAUCGAUCGAGAAGAAGGCGAAACAGUCGAAGAUGUUGUACAGUGGUAUAGAUUUUGGUGGAAAGAAGAAGGUCGUUGUUAAUUAACGAUCGUUAUCGAGAAGAACGAUUUGUCUUUUCAUCGGGAAAGGGAAAUUGUGGAUGAUUCGAUGAUUGGAAGGAUUCGAAGAAAUCUUUGGGCGAGUUGGUACAUCACAGAGAUUGUGUCAGUGGAGGAGAUGUUGAAUUUAUCAUUGAUUAUUGAUACUUGAAAUAUCUGAAGGAUUAGGAGAAGGAACAAAAUAGAUUUCUUAGAUUUUUGGAGAAAUUAUGGAGAAUUUCGUCUUUUUUGGAAGAGAAUUAUGGAUUUUUUGUAUAAACAAGAUAAGAAAUCUAAUUGUAAACUGAUUUUUGAACAAUGAAAGCUAAGUAAAGUGGAUGGAAGAGAAAGAUUAUGGAUAUGUUUAAGUCAAUAGUAACGGGUUCGAACUUCUCAUGAACAAUAAUCUAAAGAAUCAAGUGAAAUGUUAUCUUCCUCAUCAUAUAUCAAAGAAUCUUGAAACAACAAACGAUGGAAAGAUAUGAAAAUAAAAAAAAAAAUCAAUCGAAGAAAAAGAGAAAUCGACAAGUACCGCGAACAAUAAUCCAUCCCAUAACUGUCAAGAGAAUUCCAGUGCAGAAAAGAAACGUUUUGACUUUAAUAUCAUAGGAUUAUCAAGAAUCAAACGUAUUAUUAGCUUAGAUGAUUAACAGUAAGAAACGAGUGUUUGCCUGUGAAACUUCGACUAAUUUAACUCGAGUUCUCGUUGUUGAGUGUGCUGCCAAUCGAAGUUGAUGAUCGACCAUUAUCCUAAUUCGACGCGAAAUUUGAAAAUUCGAUGAAACUUUUAUCGAUGAAAGUGUCGUUCGAGUGAAUUAAACUGCGUCUAUGUUUUGUCGAUUCUAUCG
Molecule: messenger RNA, 2389 nt
Organism: Apis florea (little honeybee)
Lineage: Eukaryota; Metazoa; Arthropoda; Insecta; Hymenoptera; Apidae
Biological process (GO): regulation of transcription by RNA polymerase II; cell differentiation
Cellular component (GO): nucleus
Molecular function (GO): RNA polymerase II cis-regulatory region sequence-specific DNA binding; DNA-binding transcription factor activity, RNA polymerase II-specific
Source: RefSeq, a predicted model, not a curated record